AUGGAUGAACUCAAACAUCAAGUCAUGAUUAACCAGUUCGUCCUGACGGCGGGUUGUGCGGCAGACCAGGCGAAGCAGCUUUUGCAGGCGGCACAUUGGCAGUUCGAGGUAAUAGAAACCCUGAAAACGAUAACGGCUUCAGGGUUUGAGGUGGCGGUUAGCCCAACAGCUUAUGUUUACGUUUAGACCAACCGUUAGCCCUGACUGGAGCUCGCCUGUCUGCCUCUUUCGACACUUUCGAGCCUCUUCAAUUUCCACACAAAACAAAGCUUUAGUGUUAGCCGAGUGUCCAUGUUAGUUGGCAGACAUUUGGCCCACUUUAAAACGAUAACUUUUGAACAUUUAAAGUGUGCAUUCUUUGCGCUAUAGCUUUUCUUAAAUCUCCAAGGGGGAGCACACGGUUACACAGUAGGAAGAAGCGUACAGCUAGCAUAUCCAAUUAGACUUUACUCUAGAUUAAAUACUAUAGUCCGACACAUGACAGCCGUGUUCAGGCGAGGCCAGCGAGUGCUAUUACGCAAUAAAGAUGACCACUGUGUUGUAUCGACUAGCCUACUUAAGACAGCUUGUUUAGUCUGCGGUUAACCGAAUGACGAAUGUACAUUUUUUGUAAUUUUCCUUCACGAUCAAACUCAUUUUAUUUCAUAAGCUUUCUUCUAGUCCGUGCAAGGCAGCUAUUUAUAGUCACUAUUGUUACUUCAUGCUACUCCUCUUCUAUGUGUUUUAUUGCAGACUGCCCUCAGUGCCUUUUUUCAAGAAACAAAUAUCCCAUAUGGUCAUCAUCAUCAAAUGGUGAGUACGUGGAGAAGCAGGCUGAUUAUUAUAAUAAUACACCCCACAAUUUCGUUAAUUGUUGUUUUCUAGUAUAUCGACACACCCUAGUGUAAGAUAAGAAGGCUUAUUUGUUGUUUUGGGUGGGAUGUGGAGUGAUGAACGGCCCCUAUAGGCCAAGAGAGAUGAUGUUGUACUAACAAUAACAAAGCACAUGUCGGCCAUGUUGUGAGCUUCCAGAAAUAAACACAGAGGCAGGCAUGCAGCGGCAGCAGCAGCCACACUGAAAGAGAGAGAGAGGGAGGAAGGCAGAGAGAGAGGGAACGAGAGAGAUAGAUAUGGAUAAGAAAAAAUCCUCGUUUGAAUUGUAUGAGUGAAGGAGAAUUACAAAUUAAAGAGUCCUUAAGACAGACAGACAGACAGACAGAUAGGAGGGGGAUGGCUGCAUCUCCUAAAACACCUUUUAGCACUUGCAUUUGCUCCGGUGUUAUUCUUCUGUUUCCCCUGAUUUGGUGUCUGCUGCCCUAGCUUGGCUCUCUAAUUGGGGACUUUUGAGGCCAAAGAAAUCGAAGCAGAGUGAAUUGAACGACAUCAGGGCUGUAGUAGACUCCCUCUCUCUCUUUCUCUCACACACACACACAAGGGUUGAACAUUAUGAAACACUAACAGUAUUUGGGCUUUUAGCAGCAGCCUACUUUGGCAGCACACAAGCCUUUGUUUGCAGCUGCAAUGCAUACAUGGCAGCAUCCAGUAACAGCAGACCUAUCCAAAAGCCUGACAUGACUGAGAUUUUGAUUAUGCUGAUGGUAUUUUUUUUAAGCUCAAAUUCUAUCUUUUUAUGUUCACUUGUUUGGCAUUCAUAUUGCCAAACACCAAAGCUUUGUAUUUCUAGGAAAAAUAGGAAGAGAUAUUGAGAGGAUAGAGGAUUUAUUUUCAUUUCAGCGAGAGUGAGUGUGUUCGGAUUUACAGCCUCUGAGCAGUGCAAUACUGCCAGUCAGCACACAGAGCUGAAUCAUGUUUAUCACAGCUUUAUUGUAAGACAGAGAGCCAGACUUCUUUUAUCAUCCGAUCGGUAAAUAAGGCAAUCUCAGUCCCCUAUUUAGCUCAUGAAAUGUCUCACUUUAAUUUAGAUAGUAAACAAUGUGUCGAGUGCUUCUGCUUUGUCUGCCAAAUAGGCCUGAGCUUGACGUCCGCAGACAUUAGAUAAUGGAAGUCACAAAGCACAGUACCUAAGUGUGCUUGUGUUGUUAUUGUUACAGGCAUGUUCUUGCAUAACCACUUGUUCAUGUUCCCUUUGUUCCACAUACCAGCAUGUGCUUGCACUCUUAAAGUGCAUGCAUUUGAACGGGUCUGUGUGUGUGAGUCACAGCAGUGGAGCUGCAUCCAGCUUUUCUGCAGCUUAUCAGACCUCAGCAUUCGUUGGUAUACAAAUCUAAUCCACUUUGCCCACUCUCUCACUCGCUCUGCUUUCAGUUUGGAGUAAACAUGGACAACCUUAGGUUCCAUUUUCUUUGUGUCAGUGUUUUGUGUUACAACACUAACUGCACUCAUCCUUGAGAUUGCUAUUUUGGCUAGAAGCCUCACCCCAACACUGAUGGCCCUAAACAGAUCGCCUGCAGACAUGCAGUUUUUGGCAGCAUGGCAGGUUGGGACGUCAUGUAGGUCACUUAGUUUAUAGAUGCAGCUCACUGAGCUGGAUUUUCCUAUUGUUUCCAAGGCCCCCAAAACAAUGUAUAAGGCCGACUAUGACAUGAUAAAUCACAUUCCCAUCAAAGUUUGGCAUUAUUGGUGAGAACCAUUUAGGAAACAAAGCACUGUUGGGGGGAAAAUGAACAUUAUCAGCAAACAAGGCUUGUCUGAUGAGUUUUUUGUAGCAGUUGAUGGGAUAGCGAUUGAGCCAUGUCUUGUCAGUUCUAAUUUGUGCAUGGUGUGAAGAGUUGUUCUGAUACUAAUACCGAUGUUGGUACAGCCGAAACGGUAGUUUCAGAUGUUGAUGGGUCUUUGCAUGGUGUCAUUUUUUUUACAAUAUCUGACUCCAAAAGCCAAAAUACAUUUUAAAGCAUUUUUUCACCUCUAAAUCAGCACAUCAGUCUGAGAAUAGCACAUAGCUAGAUAGCAUUUUACCUGACUGCAUCAAAACAGUGCAGUACCAUGGUGACUGUAAACAGGCCUCCACUGAAGGCUCUAUCUCAUAAGGAGAGUGUACACAUGCUGAGUGAGAAGGAGGGGUAGGCAGUUUCAUUACCGACAUUGGUGUCACGUUCUGACACAACAUGGAUUUUGCAAUACCAGUUUGAAUGUUUUGUUUUUUAUGAACACACAGUUGUGUUUUAGUGCGCAUACAACAGAGAUUUUUUCUCCUAAUACCCAUGCAGCCACUUUAGUGAAAGUUUAGGGUACAAGAGGCAUUUUUGACCACAUUGGACUCUGUUCUCCUCCCACUGUCCAUCUCUGACACUUCAGAACCGAGCCAUGCUGCCUCCUCCUUGUGAAAAAGCAGAUGUCUUUAUUUCAAUAAUAAAAGUGACUAGAGGGUUUUUUAGUUUGAUGUUAACAAGUAAAAGAGGGAAUGAGAUCUGCAUCUCUUUUACAACAUAUCUACCCCCUUGACAGAUGAUGACUACACUUAAAAAAUGUAGUCUUCUCAUUUUAGGCUGUUGAAGUACCUUUACAGACUCAAUGGCAUGUUUUCACCCAACCCAAACAGUAAAAUAAAUUAGAUCAACAAAAUAUGUGAACAGAAAUGCAGAAGAGGAAUUCAAAUUCGGAACACAGAUGUAGAAGCUACAACCUGCUGAGACUCAACAAAAUAAUUUAUUAAAAAAAGAAAAAAAUCCACCUCUGGUUUUAGGCAGACAUGAGUAUUUCAUCACAGGCUUGUUUUGUCUUGAUCCCCUUUUGCCAGAGCCAAAAUGUCUGAGAACAACUUUAAAAACUCCAACAUUUGAAAAGUAAAAAACAGAAAUCAAAAUGAGUUUCCUCAAUACAGACUUGGGUUAUCUUCAGAAGUCUCCCCUCCAAAUAAACAGACCCUGCAAUGAAAGAAGUGUAAACAAACAUAAAGCAGUUUCACUCCAAAACAACCGCUACCACAACAAUCCUUUUCAGCAGGCAGUAAGUAUUGCAUCCAAAAGAUCAUUUAUUCUUUCUUUAUUUUUUAAUCUUUUCCAGGAAUGAUUGGCUUCUGAGCUUGGUAACAAGUACAUUUCUCUAACAUUUACUUUCAGUAUAAGUUUCAUUGUAAGGAAGGGUUCAAUCUAUUCCACAGCAUAAACCUUUAACUGUUAUUUCACAUACAGCUGUUAGAAAUAAAAGCCCUUUGUAUUUCCGUCAUGGUUUAUAUACUUGUUUUUGACUUGUACUCUGUAUUAGCUGAUAUGUAAGCUCAGGCAUCUAGAAGAAGAAAAAAAAAUGGCAUCAGAACAUCUCGAGUUUACACCCUGUAUCACAUAUCAAGUAGUGACCUGAGUUGGCCUACUCAUCAGGACAGCCUUGUGUAAUGGUAAACGGUGCAGGAUUUAACUAAAGCUCCUGCCAUUAUUAUUCCUUCUACUAACAAUCCCUGACCCAGGGGAGUGCCUGUGCUUUGGCACACGAUGUGAAAGAGCAACAAUCUCUGCACAGGCACACAUUACAGACUGUUUGUAGUUGUGUGUGCAUGUGUGUGUGCCUAAAGUUUCUCUGUUGCUUGGAGCUUUACAUCCACAUGACGGGUCUUGAAUAGAUUUGUCCUCGUCUUUUUUUUAUGUAGCCAUCAAGGCUUAAUGUCCGUGUUCCAUGAUGGACACCCAGGCCUUUACUCAGAGUAACCCCUCCCUGCACACUCCUGGUUUUCUCUUCUACACACACCCUGCCUUUACAAACACUGCAACCGCAACACAUUCCUGUAGGAUGCAGCGCUCGCGCCGACCCAAAAUGGACCCUUUCACAGCAAAGGGGGCCGUCAGGACUAAAAUCACAGCACCCUGUCCUUUUCUUUACCCUUUAGACUUUCACUCCACCAGCUCCCUGACUAGAUCUUUCUCUUUCUAUUUACAGAAUCAUCCGCUUUUCUCAUCCCCUCUUUUUCAUCCACCUCAGACAGUGUUUCACAUGCAUGUUUCUAGCGCUGUAUGUUUGCUUCCAGCUGUUUCGUGCUAAAUUUCUCAUCAAACAUUUUCCUCAUGUGUCCGUGCCUUUUUAUGCUAGGAUGAUCCAAACUCAUUUUUUGGUAUUUUCUAAUGAAUUGCCUGUAAACUAAAACCGUCAAUGGUUUCAUAAGAGCAAGACUUUCUUAACCUAGAUGUUUUCUAUUAAAGAUGAGCAAAUCAGGGAACUAUUUGGUUCGGUCAUCAUGGGUUUUGAAUGAUCAAGUCUAGACAGUACAACAACAGACUGUCUCUGUGGAUAAGGAAAGACAAACAUGGACCCUUGACAAUAUCUUAAUGCCAAUAUCAGUGUUUCCAUGAUGAGCGUGCCCCCAUGUGGGGCUCGUUGGACAACCACAAAGAAAUGAAUGAAUCCUCAUGUGACCACAGAGAAGGAAGUGGCCCAGCUGGAUGAUGUCUGGGAACAUGUGACCCCCAUCAUGUGACUAAGUCUGGAAAUGAACUAAGUGAGCCACAAAGACUGCUUCAUAUGUGUGUAAUUUGUGCCACAGUCAUAGCUAUUAAAAGGAACACUGAGAGGUCCUCAUGUAGCUCCCCUGAAGGGAAGUCAGGACUGCGGUGUGGAAAAGUGCUCUGGCUUUAGUGGGUCAGGGUAAUGAAAAUAAUCAGCUUAAGAAAUAUUUCACAUUCUCCUUUUCGUAUUGAAUCAUAUCUGCACACCCUUACAGAUCUGCUCUCUGUUCUCACUCUGAUCUUGGUGUGAAAACAAGGAAACACUUCUUCUAGUUAAGAUACAGUUUCUUCCUGAAAGUUCUUCUCUCCCCUUAAAGAAAACUGUCCUCAUUAUUUUGACUUAGCCAUCUUCUUGUCUCUGUUUAUAAAUCAGCAUUCAAACCACAAUAAAAACAGGAAUUAAUCUCAACUAUAUCCUUUUGAACAAUGUUAUCUGUUUCUCUCUCAUGCACAACCUAGCUUAGAUUUCUAAACAAACGGCGCCACAGUUCACAUAAUCGACUUUUUUCUCCCCUGUGCUGUUACUAUUUCAUCACUGACAUCAGGCACAAGACCAAAUAAAGUUGGAUUACAUGAAGGGCAACAUUCAGUGCCAACUGACCAGGCUCAAUGACGUAGGAGAAUGGCACUGCGCACCGCAGGCCAGUGAUAAAAGUGGGCGUGAAGUUGUUAAAGGCCGUUUCCUGGCAAUGCAAACACACAGGAGGAGGGUUUUUGUGCUUGUGCGUGUGUGUUUGGGGGUGUUUCUGGUAACUACAAACAUUUUGGUUUUGGCAUCCGGGUGUGGCUGAAAAAAGGAUUUUUUUUUUUAAAUCCGAACUUUUCUCAUCCAUGUAACAUCACUCAUUGGGAUUUGAAGUGUGCGGUGUGCCCAUGCAGAAGAGCAGAGCUAUAAUUACAUCCAUAAAUCACGACCUGACAGCAUGGACGACUGUCUGCUCCGAGCUCUCUCUCUCUGCCUCCACCAUCUCACUUUAAGAGACAGAGGAAGGCUAAGUAAGGUGUAUGUUAGGGGUACUUGGAUUGUUUCUCAAAAAGCUGAAAGGAAUCAAUAACAAAAGAGAAGGAGAGCUGUGUGGGACCAGAACUGGAACAGAAUAAGACUACAGCAAGACAAUGCCAUGUUUGGUAAGAAAGUAAAAGAAGUCAUUUCCUUGUCAUUUGAACAAAUUUAAUUUUCCAUCCAGUUGGAAGAGAAGAAAUCACUCAGAAACAGUUUAUUUACUGUGUCUAAACAUGUGAUCACACAGCCUUCAGGUAAAUCAUGUCAAAGUGAUUUCCUAAAUGUGGCUAACUGUAGCAGAGCUAGCACCACCAGUCCUUUUUGCAGGUUAAAGUCCACAUACCUGGAUUUGUCAUUCAUUGCUUUUGUCUCAUUGAGCCUACACACAAUUUAAUCUCAGUUUCAUAGAGGAAAAUAUUGCUAGCAAACAGCGCUAUGCCACCAGAUUCUGUCUGUCACCUGUGCUUGUUUACAUCCUGAUAGUAGAGCAUUUGGCAGCAGGAGCUACAGACAUUGACGGGUGUUUGCAGUACAGCUCAGAUACAACACAUGACCGGUAUUUCAGGCAUGCAAUUAAAAAAGUAUUAACUUACAAGUAACUCUGGUGCAGACUGGCAAGGUUAAUAGAGCUUAAUCGUUAAGUAUAAUAACCUCCUUUUUCAACAAAAAUGUCUUUUUUUUUGUCUUGUUCAUACAGAAGCAGCUGUCUUGAUCUACAACAGCAUGGUAAUCUCUCACCUGCUCAUGUUGGCUGGCAAGUGGGCCAGCAGAUACAACACAGACAAGUAACAUGAGGUGUAUAACCUGAUCUGGCCCUGCAUUAUUCUGUAUUCUCAGUCUUACAACUUGACAGCACAGCAAGUGUGAGAUACCUCCAAACAGAUGAAAGCUCCCCUCCUCUACUUUUGAGCAGACUGGUGACUAAGUCACUCUAAUGGCAUAUAAUGUAGUGUAUAGAUGUAGAUAUGUAAAUAUGGAUAGAUUUGAAUGUAAGAGAUAUGCCAAGGAUUAGCCUCACAUUGUACAGAUACUCUGUCCUGUACAGAUAUUUGAGUCAGUAUAUAGGGCUGGGCAAUAAAUCAAAAAUUUAAAGAUACCAAAAUUUACAACAAAAACUGAUGUCAUUUUGCCCAUAUCGGUAUAUUCGGUGUCAAAAAAAAAAGUUGGUUUUGGAUGUGUCUAGGUAGGCUAUGGUCUCAUGUCCCUUUAAGAUGCUGUCCUACGUCAGAGACGUGACUCCAUGCCAUCCAGUCCUUAACAAAGAGGGAAAGACAGCUGAGGAGGUGGAGGACGGUUCAAAUGUUGUAGUGGCUGGAGCGGCGGUUGAAGUAGACAAAGUUAAUGUGGGAGGGGUUAAGCAGCUUGUGGAAAAGUUACCGUCCAUUUAUCAUUAUUGAGGUGAACUGCUUAAUAUAUUGUGAUAUUGAUUUAAGGCCAUAUCGCCCAGCCCUAUCAGAAUCUCAUAUUAGUAUCUGUCGUUCCUGUUCUUUGAGUAUCUAAGUUUGUAUAUAUACACACCAAAAAUCCCUGUGGUGUGCAUCCAGCAGUGUCUCAGAUUUCAGAGUUACUUAUGUCGAGAUCCGUCAAUGCUGAUAAUGUGUGUGCAUGAAACUGUGCUUGUGUGUGUGUGUUUGUGUGUGUGUGUGUGUGAGGGGUUGUCUGCAGCCAUGUGCUGUACAGCCAUGCCAAGCAGUUAGCCACAUCUGAAGAGGUUUGGCCUGCGCUUUGCAUGUUCCAGCGUGUUGCCCUGCAUGUUUCCAGGAGCACUGCUUCCCAGAACCCUAACCACACACACACACACACACACACACUUGCACUCAACAGCUUGUGCGGAGACUUACACACCCAGACACACACAGGAACUUUGGCUCAGGGGACUCUGGGAAUGGGAACCCAUGUGGGACGGCUGGGAGGACCAGAUGUGUUUAUGAGCAGCCGAGUUUCGGAUUGGGUUUCACACUGAUUCCUGGAGUGGCUGUGGACACUCACACACUUGUGCGCACAAACAUGCACACGUUGGUUAGACCUAUGGCUUAGGAAACACAGAGCACAUGGCGGCCUUGUCUGUUGCAUAAAGAGAGUGUUGUCACAUUGAGACUCCCUGGCCUAUUCUAAGAUUAGCUGUAGCACUGCAGCCCAGCUACGGUGAUCUGACUGCGCUUGACCGCUUCUACCUAGGCCUACGAAACCUGUCCGUGCUUUUCCCAGAUCAGUCUUUCAAAAACUAGUCUCAUCGCCGCUCGCAUCUAUUUCUGUCUAAUAAGUGAUCUUCAUCCCUACAAAGAUAAGUGUAAUUCAGUUAACUAGAUUCCUCAUCUGAUCCUUGACAACCGACACACUUCAGAUACGUCCUCCGUGUUCAUAAUAAGUCUGUUUUUUCUAGUAUUAGAGCAAAAUCUGGUUUAAAAAACACCAGAUUUUGGCUUUUUAAAAAGUACUUCUGCCUAUUACUUUGGUUUUCUGACUCACACAGUAUUUAAGCUUAAAUUGUGCAGAUUCUAGGAAUGACAUUCACAACCACCUAAGUAUCACCUCUUUCUUGAUAUCUUGCAAACGCUUCAGUCAAAUUAGUGCAUGCUGAAGUUUUACAUGAUUUUUAAGAUGGGGUUUGAGUUUUCAAAUAGGAUUUCCCAUAGUGUUCAGAUUUUUCAUUACUAUCAUGAAGAUGCUACUGCAUGUUGAGGUGUAUGUAAUGUGAAAGAGAAACCAAAAAGUGAUGGUCCAUGCAUUCAUAGCCUGAAGAUAAAGUGUUUUUGGCAGACUGAACCUGAGUUUUUGCUUUAAAGCUGUGGUUUGUUCUCCCUCAUGCAGACCUUCGGCCCAGUAGUUUCUGCUGCCAGACUGUUACCAGUCGACAGACCAAACUCCUUUUUCUGGACACUUGUACACCGCUGUAUAAUGCCCAUUGUUAGCAUGUUAGCCAUUGUUGCGAGCACUGCAGCCGUUAAACAGAGCAAAUGUUCCACCCAUUCCCACUUCUCCUAUCUUCUGUCUUUUUUUCUUUCUAUUUCUGCUCUUUUUCUGUCAUCACUGCAAUCUGUCGGUUGUUUUUCUCGCUCAUUCUCCUCCCUGCAUUUUACACAUCCUCACAACGCAUGAAAACAGAGCUGUACCUGGCUAAUGAUCAACUGAGUCCCUCGUGAGCACAAAUCCAGCCAUGUUUCUAGUGUAUAUAAUAUUAACCCACACUCACAGGCUCAGGGCUCAGUUGCUGGUAGCUAGCUGAGGUCAAAAGAGCAAGGAGUCGAGGGUGAAGAGGGGUGAGGGACAGUCACUUAAAAUGUUCAGCUGCACCUGUCGGCUUCCUUUAUUUAGUUGGGAAAGAAACAUCCUGUUCUGAUGCCCAGACACUCCUGUGAAACCCAGAGUGUCACCUCCUGCUGGUGAGCUGCGUGAUAGGAUUAAAAAGCAAAUAAAGGAGGAGCUGCAUGUCAAGUUAGGACAUGAUAUUAUUGUGAAAGGUUUGUGACACAGUAACUCUGCUGUACACUGAUUAAUAAUGCAUGAACUUCUAUUUUGUUUUCACACUCAGAAGUGCACACGAGGUUUCUUUUUUAUUCACAUUAACAUACAUUAGCCACGGUUUGUUUGUUUUUUGGUUUUGCACCAUCUGUUCAAGACAAUGUCAGUUUUUGGGAGUGUUUCAGACUGUGUCCUGUUGUGAAAUCUGCUUUUGCUUUCAACACUCCACAACUUGCUGCUUUUUUUUUGUAUUCAUCAAACUUUGGCAGGAAAGCUGUUUCUUGUUUAAGUGCCAUCAUAAGAAACCAUAAUGUAGAUUAAGCAAGCAUCCUUCUCACGUUAUGUAUGAAUUGGAAGCAGUGAUAAUAUGUUGGUUUCAUUUUUUAAAAAGUGUUUUGUAGAGGAACUGAUCGGCAUUACUCAUCCAGUCAUAAUAGCAUUAUUUCACCACAUGACAGCAGGUUGUGAUGGGGAAUUCCUGGCUGCAUGUCCAUCGAGAAAGACUCAAUCAAACACACAGCAGCUCUCCUCAAGUGAAGCCAAAACUUUCAGAGACUCCCACUGGUGUCUGGGUUCUGUGUCAGCCUUUUUUUACAAUAUAUAUUCUUGUAUGAUACCUUUUUAAGAUAUUUAUCUCUGUCCAAGUCAUACUACUGUCUAGCUUAUUAGCCUCAUUUUAUCAUUAGCAUGGUUAGCAUUGUUAGCAUUGUAGUUAGCAGAUGAUAUAAAAAUUCUUGCAUUGGAUGCUAAGGCAAGGCAGAAUCCCCCAAACCAAAAGGCCAUGCCAGAUUACAUACACACUAAUAAAACACUCCCUGUUAGCAGGCAGGUACAGUCUUGUACACUUCAUAUGGUAAAAGUUUAUUUAGCCUUCUUGUCUUCUCGACCCCUCCCUCCCUUUUUUUCCCCUUUUUUCCUCAGCUCCCAUUUUUCCGAUCACACCACCAUCCUCCCUUUUGGUUCUGUGUUGGUUCCACAUGAUUUUUCACUGUUUACCUCUUAGUCUUUAUGAACAUUAAUGUGGCUAGCCUCUCAAUUUAGUCCUCUUUCUCACAGUCCUCACAUUGCUGUACUUUCCAGUACCACUUUGGUUUGACCCUUAGUGGAAAAUACUCUUUGCUCUGUAGUUUAUUUAGGUUAUUGUUGCCAAAUCACAAAUAAAUCAGGCUUUGAUUGCCAGAAAUCGAAUGUCACAUGGACCCACAAGUUGCAUGUUUACUGGACUUGGUUGACUGGUAAACGCUCUUCUGUUUUAAGCUUGCAUAUUUGGGAUUCAUGUUGUCAAAACAUUAGAUUGGAGUUACUGUACCUUCCUCCAAACAUGACGAACUUGUCUGAGCUCUUUGCCGGUAAUUCGAUAUCUUGAAGAAAGAUUUGAUUUCAUCCAGAGGUCAAUUGAACCUCUGUUUAUCUUUGUAGUUUUGUCUUGGUCAGCUCUCCUCCCUCUUUGUCUAUUUAGGGGGAUUAAUUCCAGAUUCCAUUGUCAGCCCCGUCAUACUGUACUGCAGCACUUCUGCAAUGUCGGUAUGCGCAGGUUUUGGUUGGCAUUGUUCUCACAUGCCCCUCCAUAAACCCACAAAUGUAGUGAAUGUUUUAGAGUGCAUUUAAACACCUCCGUACAGACGUGAAGGCACCAAAGACUAGUCGAGACCUGAUGCUGGAGGAAACUUUGCAUCCUCCCACACAUUUAUCUCAGUUCAAAGAGGCACAGUUACAGUUUGUAUCCUCCUUCUCAAACCUGCUACUCUUCCUCCCCUUGAUAAUAAUGAAUUUAUACAGUAAGGCUCCAUGCCCUUUAUGUCUUUACAGUGUUAGUGCCCUACUGCAAACUGUAUGAGCAGGUGACAGCUGGAAUCAGGUUACCUGUUUUUAUUGACUGUGUUCCGUGAAAGCUGUGUGAGGAAAUCAGUGCUGCUUAUUCAUUAACAAACACUAGUCAGCAAAGGAUUUUACAGUUACAGUUGAAAAUAUCAAAAAGAAGGAAGCUUUUAAUAAAAGGCACCUGACCUUUUUUUCCGCUUCAUGUAUUCAAAGUGUUUUAGCUGAUCUGUAGGUCGAAAACUCUUCCUGAAGUUCCACAAGCUGCCAAAUACACGUUUUGAAGUAUGCAUGGCUGCAGGCUUGGCUGCAGCAGCCAUGCAAUCACUGUAGACACCUCCGCUCUGUUGAUGCAGUUGUACACCAUGUGUUAAGAGUUGGCUGACCUUGUGACUGUUACAAGGAUAAGUAUGCUGCAGCAUGUGCUUUGAAUUAUCCUUAAUAAUAAGACAUCACUGUUGAUCUUGUCUUUAAAAUGAAGCAUUAAAAAGGCCUCAAUCAGCUGUGUUGUGAGGAUUUAUGCUGCGUUCCAAUUACCUUGGUAGUCGGAUGUCAAGCUGGGAAUGAUGUCACACCCGAGGUGACAGCGUUCCAGUUAACAAGUCCGAAAACAAAGAUGGACGCCUACAUUUACCCGUUGUUAGCCGUUAUUUACAAGUGUCAGCUGUAGUUAGUGAUUGUCAGCUGUAGUUAGUUGUUGUUAGCUAUACCAGUUGUAAACAAUGCACAACACAGUAUUUUACUCUACAAGCACCAUAGCACCGUGUUAAAAGUUAGAUGUUGGGCAGUACAACAUAUACCACUUAUUUAAUUUCACAAAAACAAAACAGAAGUGCUAAUAAACAAUACAUUACGAGAGCUUUCACUGUUACUCUUUACUGUUGAUGCACUGUGCUGCCAUCUUCGAUUAUGACGUUGUCGUCAAGUUGGGGUUGGUGAAGAUCGUCCAACUUUCUGAGUUGAAUAUCUGACUUCAGGGGAGCGUUCCAGAUGAAUUUCUGACUCAGAGUUCAGAAAUUCCAACUUUCAAGUACAACCGGAAUGCAGCAUUAUUUUACACUUGAAUCAGGGACUUCCAGUAAUGGUGGCGUGCUAGGCAGAUGUGAUAUGAUAUUAACCUAGUCGCUGUAUUUUACGAGGUCUCUGAUGUUGUCUGCACUUGGAAAAUUGAGCAGGCGACACACAAAAAGUUUACAACCAAGGAUUUCUGACUUCAACGCGGCUAAGAAUAGCAGCUAGGUUAGCCCUAAAGCUAACAACACGCAGAGCGAGGCUGCUGGAAUCACCAGAGAAAACAUGAACAAGGACGUUCUCGAUGCCAUCAAAGGUCUGAAGCAUGACCUCUCAAAGAGACUUGACGGAAUAGUGAUUGCAAUUCAUGGAGUGAAAAAGGAAAUAAGUGAGUGGAUUGAACGUAUUGCUAAUGCCAAGGUCCGCAUCUCUAAUACUGAGGGUGAUGUGGCUAAUCUCCAGGCCAAAGUUUGUACACUAAAAAUGUGAUUCAGAAAGCUUGAACAUCUCAGACACGGCAGCUAUAAAGCUGUUUAUUCUGCUGACAGACACUGUAUUUAAACAUUAUUCUGGAGUGGCGGUCUAAUCCAGACAGAAAAUACUCUCCCAGUCAGUGCGAGAGCCCGUGGAUGGAGAUGUCAGGCAGCACGCUUCACCCCGGUUUUUCGUGUCUCACAGAUCCCUCCGCACAGUUUGCUGUGAGCACUGACACACACUGUGUUAACUGCGCGCAACAAGCCGCAGACUGGAGGGAGAGAGGGAGGAAGACGGGGAGUGGGAAGUGAGAAAGAUGGAGAGAAAACAGAAACGUCAAAGGUUCACACAAAUGUUCCCCAGUGAGGGAAGUGAUUCGACCAAGUCAGGUUUCUGUUUGAGCAAUUUUGCUUUUCAGAUUGUGAUUUAUCACUCUAAUCCUUUAAUUCUCUCAUCCUGUAUUUCUUUCUCAUUUAAGUUCAGCAUAAUCCUCCUUAAAUUUGAUAUUUCUCCUCAAUAAAGAAGUCUGUUCUUUCGCUCCAACCACGAUUUCUCAAACAAGCAGAUCACGUUUCAUUAGUUGUACAAAAAUCUGGCUUAAAAUUCCUGUGACAGCUGGAGGGAAGCAUCCAGAGAGACUUAAGUGAGACAAAUAAGAGUGUGCUUUAAGUUGUGUGUGUGUGUGUGUGUGUGUGUGUGUGUGUGUGACCACCAAGCGAUGAGGUAAACGUCAGCAGCAGGGAGGUCAGUCAGGGUCAGGAGACGUAACCGGACCCUCUGCUCAAGUAUGUAAGAGGAUAGAAAGCUCCUGUUUUCAGUCUGGCACAAACACACACUGAGUUUUUUUUUUUUUUUUUUUUUUUUGAGGAAUGCGGACAGUCAGACUAGAAAUAACUCAUCUGUGUUUGAGGACAAACACACACACAUACACUCACAUUCACAAAUGUAUGUACACAAACGGAGGAGUGUUUUCGGUUUGGCUAAGGUUCGACAUGCUAAGAGUGGUUGCUGCCUGUCAACACACUCAAGAAGAGGGUGGACACGGUGACCACAGAGUCCAGUCCUACCUCAGUUUCGUCCCGUCAACAGGAGAUCUGGACUGCUUCUUCAUAACAACCGUCUCCAUGGCAACUCCUCUCUGCUGGCUCUGUUUUGAACACAAACUGGCUCCUGCUGUCUCUGUAUGACUUGAAUAAAAGGCCAGACCUCCCUGCUGUAACACACUUCUCUGUUGUUGUUACAUGCACUUACACAUACAGUCUGUCAUCCUGAGGGCCCUCACCUUCACACAAACAGCCGCUCUUAUCAUCUGUUUGUGUCGGUGAACAUCUAGACUUGAUAUCUCUGCAGGAAGAAGAUGACUCCCAGUAUCUGCUCUUUACGAAGAGAGAUCAUUUCUCAGUUUUUUUUAUUCUGAUCCUGCUGGGUUCUUCACAAGCUCAUGACGCUUCCAGGCUGACUUCUGUUUGGGCUAACUGAGUCAAAUCCUCAAAUUACAACUCAUAGUGUUUUGGUGACCAGACGGGCAAUUACCUGUGUCACAGUAACCUUCAUUUCAAAACAAGUUUGCCUCAGGAGACCUCUCAUGUCGUCUUUUGUCACCACUGAACUUAAACGCACCCAGAGAGUUUGAAGUAUACCGACUUUUAUCUUCUCUCCCGCACCUGUUUUCAGAGGGAUAGUUUAUGGAUAUUUGUAAGAUAUUGAGGCUGUAAUUAUAGUUUGUUAUUUUAGGAUGAAACUAAUCUGCAUGGAUUAGCUGUUUAACGGCAUCAACAAAAAGAUAGAAUAUUGAUCUUUGUCUUUAUCUUUUUCAUAGACCUUUAUUUUUAAAUUCCCAGUUCACGACCAUGUCUCUGUUUGCACCCAGGCACCAGGUCAAUAUGGCAGGCAGCCAAGAAAGAGCCUGAUAAUAUGGGCUCUAAUAUUUACUCCUAUCCCGGAGAAGAAUUUGCUAGGUAGAAAUAUUUGUGGAUUCCCAGGAAAUGAUGGGUCAACAGGCAAAGCACGUGUCCCAUGUAAACACUGCUGCUACGAGAUAAAACACUCAGGAGACACAACAAACCCGGUCUGACAUCUGAAAAUGAAACACAGCACUGACCUUUGUGCGAGUGUACGACCUGCACCACAACACUAGGAAUCUGGCCCAGGUUUAAAAAUGCAUCAGCCAAAUCUUUGCAUUUUUAUUUCAAAGAGUAGCUUGAGUUUCAUUAGUAGCAAUCUGAAUAUUGGCAAAAAUCCAUUAGUGUAUAUAGGUGCUAAGAAUAAGAAUUAAGGUCCUUUCACACCGGGACCGUUUCUUACGUGCGAUUAUUUCGGACGUCAAUUUUUUUUUUCGUUUGGUGAAGUUGUCACUAUAUAACAAAUCGAAAUCUAAAGUUGAGGUUUUAGAGGAAAAAUUUUUUAAAAAUUUAAGGGAUUUUAUUUUUGGCCAAAAUUGUGCAGCCCUAAUUGGUGCAUAUUUGUAAGAGAGUAUAUCAAUAUACUAUUAUGUUUUCAAACGUGUGCCUCCUUAUUUGAAUAAAAAUCAAAUCUUGAGUUUGAAAGAAAAAUGUUACUGUUGUUCACAAAUAAUGCUUAAUUAUUGUUAUGUUAAAACUGCUAGAAUAUCCAAUUUUCCUGUAGAGCUUCAUUUAAACUGUCAGCAAAUAUAUUUUGCUCUGAAUUGCCAAAGAAAGCGAAGUAAUGCUUCAAGGCCUCUUUUCUUAUCUGCAGUCUUUUUUUAAAUGCUUUAUAUGCAAACAGCAAACUCAGUCAUUGUGCAUCAUCCAUAUUUAUGAAGUCGGUUUCUAUUUAUUCACACAAAACUGAAUAUUAGAUAGUAAAAGGGAAUUAAAAAAAAAAAGGGAACAAAGUCUUGUAUUAUUUAAAACUUCCACAAUAUCGUUUAUCCAGCGUCAAAUAUUUACAAGAAUCCUUUUUUGAUUAUCCUCAACACACUUUUGGUCUGAAAGUAGCUCCCAUUCUGACAGAUAAAUGUGGAUAUUCUCAGUAUGUGAACACCUCAUGAUUAUCUUGCUGCUUGACUCUACCCUCAUUACUUUUGCCAUCAUCCCUGUGUCUCUUUAUGUAAACACAGGUAGUGAUUUUUCUCCGAUAAAACAUUAGCCCACAUGCCCGUCAGUCGUCUGUCAGCCAAUAGGAUUUGAGCCCCGGUCUGCUCGUUCCAGUCUCAGCGGCUCUUGCAGUAUUUUUCUGUCCUCGCCUCAGUGCAGUGAGAGUUAAUCUGCUACUAGGCUGCUUAAUACGCACAAAGGGAAAACACACAGUAACCUGCUUCCUCAGUAUGCAGCACCAGAGCAAAGGUUUGAGUAUCAGUGUGUGGACUAGAGUUUUCUUUUUCCCCCACUUCUGGUUUCUCUGCUUGAUCACAUGUCGGAUAGGUGUUUGGAUAAUAUCUGCUAAACUUAUCUGAACCGUUUAAGCAGAUAAGAAACAUCAAGGACAAUGUGACACCCCAUAGAUAGAACAUAAUGUCCCGUAUUUACGUGUAAUUAUGGGUAAUUAGGAUCUGUCUUCAUGAUAGCUUUACUCUGUUAAUGCUUCAAUCUUUGACAGAUACUCUGAUAGGGAGAUCAGCAUUCAAGCAGCCUGGCAGGGAAGACAGCUGCUGAGUCUUUGAACCAGAUCUUCUCCCCCUGUGGGUCGAUACAGUCUGUGUCUCUGACUCCGUCCAAGGACCCCAGCAAAGACACUAUACACACUUAGCUGGCAUACCCACUCUGGAGAGCUGUGUUGUGUUAUUUUACUGGUGGAGGAGUGUGAGGUGGGCAGAUCAAAGACUAGAAACUGUUUUAAGCUGAUUUUUUUCUUCCCUCAGUCGGUGUUCACCAUCUCAUCCUCUCUGCUCUAGAAAAAAAAAUCAUAAAAGUGGAAGACAAAGCCUGGUUCCUACCAACUGGAUUAGACAUCUUCACAACACUGCCCACUUAGCCUGUAUUUAGGUUGGAUUAUCCCUAAAAGAUUGCAUGGUCUUCCAUGGUCUGCAAUGACAGUUUUUUUUUUUCUAAGACAAAGCAAUUGGGGGGGAAAUCACUAGUGGCACCGCGAUACGAUAUUAUCAUGACACUUGGGCCACGAUGCGAAAUUAUCAUAAUACUUGGGCCACGAUAUGAUAUUACCACGAUACUUGGGCCACAAUACGAAAUUAUCAUGAUACUUGGGCCACGAUAGGAUAUUAUCAUGAUACUUGGGCCAUGAUACGAAAUUAUCAUGAUACUUGGGCCACGAUAGGAUAUUAUCCCGAUACUUGGGCCACGAUACGAUAUUAUCACCAUUCUUGGGCCAUGAUACGAAAUUAUCACCAUUCUUGGGCCACGAUAGGAUAUUAUCACGAUACUUUGGCUACGUUACAAUAUCACCACGAUACUUCGGCCACGAGAUACAUUUUCAUAGAUUUGACCUCAUAUUAGCAAUUAAACUGAAGAAUCGAUACUUGGUCAGUGAGACGAUAUGAUAUAUCAACAGACAAAAUAUCACAAUACUAUGCUGUAUCAAUUUUUUUCUCCAACCCCUACUAGCAAUGCAGAUAGCAACGAUUUUAACUACUUUUAACAUUAUCACAUCCUCUAUUACUGAAAGGGACAAACUGUUCAGUAAAGCCAUCUUUAGUCUUUGUUUUAAUCACUUUGUUUCCUGACCUCACAUCCACUCAGUUUCUGUGUCCACACCCAAAAUGAGAAGUGAAAAAAUAAAUGUGACCUCUGAACUGAGGUCUUGUUUUCUUGAAACAUGUUAACCUUGUUUUUAAAUCUGUUGAAAAUAUUGAUUGAUGCUGUUUGACAUACAUUUUGAAUAUAUUAUCUAAUAAGUGAUGGUGUCAAAGGUCAGCGUUUUGUUUGCCUUUUUUUUUUUGAGCUGCGAGGAAGGAGUCAAAAAGUCAAUCAUAAACCCUCGGACUUGAUCACUUUUAAAGGUUUAACAAAUCCAACAUGCAGCUCUCAUCACUAAGAACAGGAAGGAUCACGGGGUCACUUCUGCAUUCCAGGGUGUCUUUUUACUGCAGGAAGCAGCCUGUGAGACAUGAGCCAGCGCUUCCUGUCAGGGCGCACAGUGGACACACUCACCUUUCACAACACUGUGCCACUCUUAACUUCUAACUGGCCUCAGCCCAUAAGCUGUACAUCCGCAGGCCUAACCUGCAAGCUGCAGCACUUUUAGGGGGCGAAAGGGUCUGAUUACACCCCCCCAGAGAGGAGCGGUGUCCCUGUCACACUGGUGUUUUUCUGCAUUGAAGCAGCGUGCCACUAUCUGGGCAUCCAGGGUGACAGAGCCAAGAGUAGAUGAGAUACCAGAGGCCAGCAUGAGGUCUGGGAAUGUUGUUUUCCCCCUUCUUCUAUUCUGUAUGUUAUCUUUUUUUUUUCCAAUACCUUUGCUGUGUGUGACGGCAGCUGCUGUUCCCUGUAGUUGAAUCAUGGAGUUUAUGACUCUCCAAUUCCAGCAAAUCCCCCCACAGCACCCCUCCUCAACCUUGAGAACAAACAGCUGAACAUUUGACCUGAAUUUAUGGGAAAUGUUAUUUGGAGCUCAUCACUCUGGAGGAAAAAAAAGCUCAGGGAGAAUAUUUCAGGUCAUCAGGCUACCAAGGGUUGAGGAAACUAAGUCCACAUUUGAUGUUAAAUUUUUAUUAGGACCAUCCAGUCUUUGUAGGUGGCUGUCUACCAGUGAGUCUAAUGCUGUUCCAAGUUUCUACCUAUGGACAUUUCAUUCAUUUUCAUACUUAAUUUCAUUCAGUUAAUAUUUAAAACAUUCAAUACAAAUGAGGAAAAAUCUCAAACGUAAAUGAAAAGUAGCAGAAAGAAGAAAACGUUUAUAGAGUCUGUCCCUCUUUCAUAAGAUAUUAAUCAACUAAACAAAUAAUUCAAUAAUAAAUGAUUAAAAUCUGCAACAUACUGAAAUGUGCUAACUUACUGAUUUUAGAUUUCUUGCUGCUGUUAAAUGUUCGCAGAUACUGUAAGUGAUGUAUUGUGUCUCGAUAGUUUCAUCAUGAGAAAGUUUCAUCAUAAUACAAAUUAUAAUCCAAGGAGGGACCAAACUAGUUUCUUCCACUGUUGACGCCUGUUGAUUUAAAGGUUCUUUUGUCAGGCUUUUAUUUUUAGCCCGCAGCCUCCUGGCUGAACACGGCCUCCCUAUGGAAUACAGCAGGUUGUUGUUUUCCUGGUCACAAAUGGCCGGGGACGUAGAGGAGGAAGCCGAUUGAGGAGUAGUGUGCUAUGUUAGUAAUGAAGGUGAGCUAUUUCUGAGAAGCCAAACAUGUUGUUCACUUGGAGUUACAGCUCCAAGGUGGUGGGUUUAGUGUUGUUUUUGGCACAUGUGUGUACUGUGUUCAUUCUGGCAGCAGAACAAUAGCAGCUCUGGCACAAAGGAUGGUUGGAGCAGGGUACGGCACAGAGGCCAAGAUGACUCAGUGUGCUUUUUCGCUUGUGUGCAUCAAGUAAGCGAGAUAAUCUGACACACUGAGUCUGACCAAGUUUAUUUAGUUUGCUAAAUCAGAUUUAGUGCCGCAUUAUAGUUGAAACAGGAAGUGCAUGUAAACACAGGGCUGUAAUGUAACUAUGGGGGGCCUCUGGGGAGGCAGAGAGCAGCUGGGAUUCCCCUAAAGUUCCCUCCAGUUAUACAAAAACAGCUUGAGAGAUAUCCGCUCAUAAGCACUGCAGAAACUUCCUUUUGUCCUGUACCCCACAAACUACUCUGCUGAGGUAACACUGUUAGCUGGUGUGGGAUCAUUUUUCUUGCUGAUAAUUCGCCUGUGUAGAAAGCAUAACAGGAUUUCUUCCCCUCCAGCGGUAUUGGAGUUUGAUUUACAAGGUUUUGGUGUCAUUCCUCAGAGUAAAAAAAAAACAAAAUGUCCUUACUGUUCAAGUCUGAUUGUCAGAAGUCUUUCUAAAAGUAAUUCAUCAAACAAAAUAAACAGAGACUCAAGUGAAUUAUCCACCAAUUAUUGUCAGAUAUGAACACAAUAUGGUGCUAGACAAGUUUUGUUUUAGAUCAGUAUACCAUUUAUAACAUGUGACAGGCAGCAUUUUCUACACAGUUAUUUCCAGUGUUGAUUUGGUAUCAAACUUUCUUUCAAAAUUAUUUUUAUUAAGUUUUCCUUGGACAUAUCUAAACAGUAAAUAUCAGGGACAAGGGAUUCACUGAAACACCUAAAAAGAAAGGAGAUAGAUAGAUAGAUAGAUAGAUAUCAAAGUAAAAACAAUGCCAAAAUCAUACAGAAUCUGAUCAUACAAAAAAAAGCAAUUUUAAUCAAAUAAAAUAACCAUAUAAUGAAAAAAGAAAAAGCAAAACAAACAAAAAAAGAGUAAAAAACUAAAAGAUGUUGUUUCUUUUACACUCAAACUAAAGGAAAACACUUAAAUUUCAUGUCUCUCAUCCUGCCUGUUUAACUUCUGCUUUAAUAAUUCCCUCUCCCUUCAUAUUCUCAGAUGUGCACCCCAGCCAACACACCAGCGACGCCCCCCAACUUCCCGGACGCGUUGACCAUGUUCUCCAGGCUGAAAGCGUCUGAGAGCUUCAACAGCGGCAGCGGCGGUAGUCCUAUGGCCGCCUCCAUGGCCACCUCACCCCCGCCCCCUCAGGUUGGCGGCUGGGGCAUCUCACCAAACGUACCUAAUGUGCCGCAACCUCCACAAGGACUCUGGACUCAGGGGCAGCCCCCGACACAGCCCUGCCCUGCUUGGCCCACGGGGGUAAACCCCCACACGGGUGCGGAGCAGAAGGCUAGUGUAGCGAUGGAGGCUGAGAGAUGA
Messenger RNA from Xyrichtys novacula (pearly razorfish), 20888 nucleotides. Lineage: Eukaryota; Metazoa; Chordata; Actinopteri; Labriformes; Labridae. The record is from the annotation of a GenBank genome assembly.